UGCCAGUGCUGCAUACACACACACACGCACACACACACACUGAGGGCUGAGAUGUGACCGUUAACCAGAGGAAUACAGCGUGUUUCUGUGGGAUUUUGUUUUAAACUGUCAGCCGGAUAAUGGGAGAGGACAGGCGGGCCAUGCGGGCCACUUGGGUCGCGGUGCUUCUCUGUGUGAUUACUUCGGUGUGCGCAGUGGAAGAGACAGUGAUGGAUACAAGGACAGCGACAGCUGAGCUCGGCUGGAUCUCGUUCCCUGCCAAUGGAUGGGAGGAGGUGAGUGGCUAUGAUGAGAACCUCAACACCAUCAGGACGUACCAGGUGUGCAACGUGUUUGAGCCCAGCCAGAACAACUGGCUCCUCACGACUUACAUUGACCGGCGGGCUGCACAACGUAUCUACGUUGAGAUCCGCUUCACCGUACGUGACUGCGCCUCCAUCCCCAGCGUCCUGGGCUCCUGCAAAGAGACGUUCAACCUGUACUACCUGGAGACCGAGAGGACCGUGUCAGAGGGCAUCAAAGGGGUGGAGUACUGGGCCAAUGCCCCCUUUCUUAAGGUGGACACCAUCGCAGCAGAUGAGAGUUUCUCCCAGGUUGAUUUUGGGGGACGGCUUAUGAAGGUGAACACAGAAGUUCGGAGUUUUGGGCCGUUGUCCAAAGGCAAAGGCUUCCACUUGGCCUUCCAGGAUCUGGGAGCUUGCAUGUCCCUCCUGGCUGUCAGAGUAUUCUACAAGAAAUGUCCCAGCGUGGUGCAGAACUUUGCUUUUUUCCCAGAGACACUGACUGGAGCCGAGUCCACCUCAUUAGUCAUCGCAAGAGGAAGUUGUAUCCCCAACGCUGAGGAAGUAGACGUGCCCAUUAAGCUCUACUGUAACGGAGACGGAGAGUGGAUGGUACCCAUCGGCAGCUGCAGCUGCAAGGCGGGCUAUGAACCAGACAAUGGCAAUGUUUGUCGAGCGUGCCCUCAGGGCACGUUUAAGUCGUUCCAGGGGGCAGGAUUAUGUCAGCAAUGUCCGCUCAACAGUCGCUCCACCAUUGAGGCCGCCACCCUCUGCGGUUGUCGCAACGGCUAUUAUCGCGGAGACAUGGACAAACCGGAGGACGUGUGCACAAGUGUCCCAUCGGCUCCUCGCAACGUGGUCUCGGUCGUCAACCAGACAUUGGUGCAGGUGGAGUGGCACCCACCGCGUGACAUCGGGUACCGUGUCGACCUGUCAUAUAACGUCUUGUGCCGCCGGUGCCACAGCAGCGAGCGCCGGGCGUGUCAGCCAUGUGACGACAGCGUGGUAUUCGUUCCGGGCAAGCAAGGGUUAAAGGCAACGAGGGUGGAGAUCAGCAAGCUGCGGGCCCACACAUCGUACACCUUCGAAAUACAGGCAGUCAACGGAGUCUCCAACAAGAGCCCUUAUCCCGCCCAGCAACUGUCAAUCAACAUUACAACCAAUCAGGCUGCUCCUUCUGUGGUGCCCAUAAUGCACCAAGUGAGCUCAACGAGCCGCAGUUUCUCAUUGUCAUGGCCAUCGCCCGAGCAGCCCAACGGAAUUAUCCUCGACUACGAGAUACGAUACUUUGACAAGUCCCUCUCGUCAAUGUUGAACAGUUCAGUGGUCCAGAGCGAAGCACCCAAUGUUGUUCUGGAGGGUCUGAGGCCGGGGACCGGCUACGUGGUCCAGGUGAGGGCCCGCACUGUGGCCGGCUACGGAGCCUACAGCAAGGACAUGCUCUUCCAAACGCUCACCGACGAUGAGUACAAGUCAGAGCUUGGACAGCAGCUCUCCCUGAUUGCAGGCUCUUUAGUAGGCGGAGUGUGCAUCGUCUCAUUGGUUGCUAUCGGCAUCAUCUGUACCAGAAGAAGGCAGUUGAAGGAGAGUGUGUACGGUGACAAGCUGCAGCAGUACAACGCAGGAGGAGAAGUGACUCUGAGGCCUGACAUGUUCAGUGGACCCACCCCCACUGUGACCUUUCCCACGCUGUCUGAAGGUCAUAGUUCACCGGGGGUCAAGAUCUACAUCGACCCCUUCACCUACGAGGACCCCAACGAGGCAGUUCGAGAGUUUGCCAAGGAAAUUGACCCCUCAUGUGUCAAAAUAGAGGAAGUCAUUGGAUCAGGUGAGUUUGGGGAGGUGUACAAAGGUCGCCUGAAGCUGGUCGGGAAAAAAGAAAUUCCUGUGGCCAUCAAGACCCUGAAGGUUGGCUACUCUGAGAGGCAGAGGAGGGACUUCCUGUCCGAGGCGUCAAUCAUGGGUCAGUUUGACCAACCAAACAUCAUCAGACUGGAGGGCGUGGUCACCAAGAGCAGGCCUACGAUGAUCAUCACAGAGUUCAUGGAGAACGGAGCACUUGACUCGUUUCUCAGGCAAAAUGAUGGGCAGUUUCCAGUGAUCCAGCUGGUUGGUAUGUUGAGGGGCAUCGCGUCUGGAAUGAGGUACCUGGCAGAAAUGAGUUAUGUUCACCGGGACCUGGCUGCUCGGAACAUCCUGGUUAACAGUAACUUGGUGUGUAAGGUGUCUGACUUUGGAUUAUCACGAUAUCUGGAGGAGGACACCUCUGACCCGACCUACACCAGCUCACUGGGUGGUAAAAUCCCAGUGCGGUGGACUGCUCCGGAGGCGAUUGCCUACAGGAAGUUUACGUCGGCUUCAGAUGUCUGGAGUUAUGGGAUCGUCACUUGGGAGGUGAUGGCAUACGGAGAGAGGCCUUACUGGGACAUGAGCAACCAAGAUGUGAUAAAUGCCAUAGAGCAGGACUUCAGGCUGCCAGCUCCCAUGGACUGUCCGGUGGUGCUGCACCAGCUGAUGCUGGACUGCUGGCAGAAAGACAGGAACUCACGGCCAAAGUUCCCCGAUAUUGUCAGUAUGUUGGACAAAAUGAUACGCAAUCCUGCAUCCCUCAAAGCCGGCACCAAUAACAUCCCCCCGGGUCCUUCCCAUCAUCCCUUGUUAGACCGUGGAGCUCCAGACCUGAGCCGGGUGAGCUCUGUGGAAGACUGGCUGGCUGCGUUGAAGAUGACCCAGUAUAGAGACUCCUUCCUGGGCUCGGGCUUCACUUCUUUGCCACUCGUCACAGAAAUCACAGCCGAAGAUCUUCAGAGGAUUGGAGUUUGUCUAGCCGGACACCAGAAGAAAAUCCUAACCAGUGUUCAGUCCAUGAGGCACAACGUCGAUGACCAGUCUCCUACUGAAUCUGUGUAACUACAGGGGAGUGACACAGUAGGGAAAUUGUACAGUGUACAGUCUGAACGAGCAGGCUGUCAUCUUUACACUUCCAUUUUAACCUCAUACACUUUAGUUCGCCGCUCUCGGAGAUCUAAACCACUUAACAUGUUUUUAACAAUCACUGUGGCCAUUUGUGUGUCUGCGUGGCCUCAGCAGUCCUUCAGUCAUUGGACAUUUUUCACACCAUUUACCAAAUAGGAUUUAAACUAUACGCCUCCUGGAGGGAAUUCAAUGCAGAUCUAGUGCAAGAUGGAAAAACAAGGCAGACAUGAAUUGUGACUACAAAACAAAAAAUAAUAGUGUCUGGACUUUUCUGUCUGACCCUAAUAGGUACAAUCACAACCCUCUCCCCCACAAUCUCCCUGCAAGAUAACAUGGACAUCCACAGACCAGUUUUUACCAGAUUGACUGUUUGAUUCAAGGACUACGUGGCCUGGUUUUUUAUGUAACGAUAAAUCACACAAACAUGCAACUGUGAAGAAGAAACUGACUGAACAGACGUUUAUAUGAAGGGAUAUAAAGUGGACUAACAGCCUGAAAAAAUGUCCUUUGAAACAGUGCUUCUGGAGACCCCUCGAAGGCUUGUUAUCUCCAGUGUGUUGUGAAAAUUGCUACUAUUUGAAUCCAGACAAGAGCCAACAGUUAAAUGGGACUUUGUGAAUCAAUCUUCAUAUUGAAGAGUCUGUACAUAUUAUGAUAUGGGAUGUUUAGUUCCUAUUUGCUCAUUUGCUUUCACUUUUGCCAACAGCAUCGAACAAUUAACUGUCACAGGAGUAUUUUGUGAGUUCUCUAUGGUUAUCUUCCUCAGCCUGACUCAUCACUGGAACACACUGUUAAGUGCUGUGGACUGCAGACACACAAAAAAAAAAGGAAAAAUAGGUUUCUUAGUUCAAUUUUUUUGUGCUGUCCAUGCAGCAAAAGGAAAAGAUAAACUCUUUCACACAGAGAGCAAGAAAAGCCUGGCCUACUUAAAAUACUUAAUUCAGAGGUUACUCAUAAUGGAUGAUGUUUUACAAUCAGCACAUAUGCCCUCUGAGUAAAGACAAUUACAGACCAAAAUCAGAUAAAUAAAUAUUAAACCAUAGCAGUGUAAUAAGUCUCUUUCCAAGCUAGGAAGGAACUGCAGACUUGAAAGUAUAGAAGAAAAGGAAAAACAGCUUAAGAGACUAGAUAUUGAGUCAUUACCAGCUGCUGAGAUGCACCUGUUGUGAACACCCAGCAGUGGCCAGAAAGGCAGAAAAGGUAUUUUCAUCCAAUGUUCUUGUGAUUUGGCUUCAAAUCUUAAAGCUGAAUGCCAGUCAGGCAUUAAUACAACGCAUGAACAAACCAGAAAUCCAAUGUACUGUUCACGCAUGAAACAAAUCUCAUUUCUGUCAAAACUGUAUGGCUGCCGUCCAGAUGGUAAUCACUCUACAGCAGGCAGGCAGGCAGGCAGGCAGGCAGACAGGCAGGCAGGCAGGCAGGCAGGCAGGCAGGCAGACAGGCAGGCAGGCAGGCAGGCAGGCAGGCAGGCAGGCAGGCAGGCAGGCAGGCAGGGCCUUUGCAUCCACUAAUUUUUUUUAUUCCUUGGCUGCUGAACACGUCACAUUUUGUCGGAGUCUGUUUUUACGGCCACAUUUCCUCCCGAUUGACAUCAGUAAUUAAUACUAUUGUGUCAGUUUGCAGAUACAAUGACAUGUAGUGACCUAUCCGCCAACCUUUGCACAACGCUAAUUUACAAGCAACAAAGAUUGAUUUCUCAGACACGUCAGACAAAAGAUCUAACAAGAAAAGAUAGUAAAAUACAAAAUGCUGGAGGGGGUCAAGAAGGGAAUUGCUGUCGUAAUUAUCAUGUUUUGGUGGAGAAAUGUGACUCACUAGCCUCACACACUAUAAUAUCAAGAAUGCCUGAUCUCUUUUAUCUCAGUGCCGAGCAGAUUACCAGUUGUGAAACGACAGCAGGCUCGCUUCAGCCAAAACCUCUGGUCAUGUGUGUGCCCCCACAUCCUAAGAAUUACCCGUCUGCAGCACUGGUUGGAUGUCGUGAUUUUAGAUGUCAUCCUCUCCUGGCCGUGCUUACAGUAAAAGUGACGGUAUUUAGUUAUUUGCUUUCAACUCGUUUUACUGCUGACAUGUCCUAGAGCACGAUGUGUUUGUCUCACACAACUGCUCUCCAAUGCUUGGGCGGCCCCAACUCUUUUAUUAUUAACGUUGCGACCUUGAGAGGUCCGUGAGUAUUUUAAACCUCCAAACAUUUCCACUUUUUUUGGCAAAACUCAGCUUCGCCAGCGUGACACGAAUUGCAUUUGUUGCCCGGCAACGAUAGCCUAUUGAACAUUUUAUCAGGAAGUACUGAGAUCAACUGGAAGCGUGUCAGUGGUUUAGAGGCAUAAUUUGUUGUAAAUAAAUGGCUGUGCAAAAACAAUGUCAGCUGGCUCGGGGGUUUAACAAAGAGUGAGGUGAUGACUGUGCCUAAAAGCUCGAAUUGAACGCCAUCUAAAGAAUAUUUCAUGCAGGAGAAAUAAAAGCUAUUAAAACAGACAGGCUUCUAAAUAUGUUAUGUAAAAUGUAGCUAAGUGUGAUGUAUCUAUCUUUUGCUUCAUGGUCUUUCGUGCCAUCUAUUUAACAGGGUUAAAUCUGAGCUUUCAGAGGCAUUUCACAUGAUCCUGUGUCAGUGUUUGAUGAAGGCAUAAAUGAUCUACAGCACGUCUUGUAUUGAUACUAUAACAUGUCUUGGUUUGAGCACAAAUAUACACCACAGAGAGAAUAUCUCAGGAACACAAAAUAUGUGAGUUUUGUCCGCAUUGCUGCAUAAAAUGGGAUAAUUUAUUGGUAAAUCAUGCACUAUAUAAAAAUAUUAAUACAAGAUGGAGUGCUUUAAAGGAGCUCCUGUAGAAAAUUGUUUUUGAUGUUAGUUUUCUGAAGGGCUUAUUAAAAGUUAAAUCCACCCUAAAUCCAGCCCAUAAAAGAGAUGAACAUGUUACUAAAUACUUUGAGAGUGUUCUAUUUGUGAAUAUGAACAAGACUCUCAUAGAAAAAAACAUUGUGAUACACUUUUAGGCCAUGAACAGUAGACAGACUUCAGAGACUUUCAGAUUGUAUCAGUGCUGAAUGUCUGGGCGCAUCUUCUAGGUCAUUGCGAAAUUAAAAAUGUUAUCCUUUUUAUUGAAAGUGGAGAGUUCGACAUCAAGCUUUUUAAAUGCUUUUCUUUUUUUCAUUUUUCUUUUUACAGAGGGUCUUAUGAUACAAAACAAAAUCACCAAGCCAAUCUAAUGAAAGUCCAUCCUUGCCAUUUGUGUAUUUUUGUACUAUUUCACUGAAGACUUUUACGGAUUACAUUUUUUUCGCUAAAACAUUAGCUGUGUCCCAAUUCCAUACUACAGUACAUACACAAUCACACUGUUCUCACUGGUAACGUGACAAGUGAGUCAGAAUGCAAACUAAAAAAGAACAUUUUUUAUCAGGAUCAUCGGUGCAUGUAUUCAGUGUUGCUCACCAGAACUCAUUGUUUGUAUCCUCCAGGUCUUACAAGCAUGUUGAAUGUAUUCCUUUCCUUAUAAAAUAAUAGUAGAUUUGUUGUUUUUUUUAAGAUUUGAUUUGCAGGUUUACUUCAUACCUGUCUUCUUCUUUUUUGCCUUUUGCUGGUGCAUUGCAGUAUUUCUUGGUGCAUUAUCACCACCUGUGAUUACAGUGUAGUAAUGUGAAACCAUUGGCAAGAAUGUAAAUAACCCUUGUGCCUGUGCAUGUGAGCUUGCAUGUGCAGAAUACCACUCAUUAAAACAAUAAAUCCAUAGUGCUACUUGUGGUCAAAAACUCCAGAUGAGAUUUAAGACACUUUCAAUUGCAAUUCCCUAUUGCACUAUUGGCCGGAUUGCAAUCCAUCUUGGUUUUCCUGGGCUAUAUUCAAAUCAGUACCGGCCCUCCUUCAGUCCAGAAGAAGGUGUUUAGUCACUGCAAAAACCUCUAGAAGAAAACUUCUGCACUUUAGCAGUUUAGUUACAACAAUAACUCUUUACCUGGUGUUAAACUAACAACUACCAACACAUACACCUGAAAGAAUUGUGUUUAUGAGUACAGAUUUAAUCUUGAAUGCUUCUUGGACUCAUUAAAAUUGAAUAGGAUUUUAGAUGCAAAACCAGGGGCUCCUCCCACUGCACAACUCUAUACAGCAUUGGUUUGGGACACAGCUACUGUACUGAUUAAAGGUGGAUUUCCCCUUUAAAGGAAAUAUUCACCUAUGAAUAUCCUUCAAGGUUUCUCUAUUUGUAAUGUGUUCUGUUUAUUCUGACAUAAUUUAGUUGAUGAAGUGGGGCAUGAUGCUUUACUGUUAUGUGGAAACUUGCUGUUCUGAAAAAGCUUGGUGUAUAUCUGGGACCACGAUCUCUCUCAUUUGCAAAAACUCAGCUGCAAUGCAUUCGGGCCUACUGGGAUUACUUUCAAUGGGGACGACUAUGAUGAAGUUCCCAUUGUUGAAUGGCGGUACAAAUGGGAAGCGGCUGACAAAAGUCCUCACGCUCUGAUUCUGAGGGACUGACACCAAAACCUGACAUUUACUGCAGAUGUUUUAGAUAGAGAACUCCAUAUAGACUCCACUGUAACUGUGCUGUAAAUAUUUCAACAUGAUGUCUCAUUGUGUUUGGCCAAUUAUCCACUGAAACAGGAAAGAAAACAUACCAAUAUACAACAAAAUAAGCCAAGAAAUGAAGGUGUGUCACCAGAAGGACCUCAAUGUGCUUUAGGGUGGAUUUAUCUUUCAAUGGCAGUUAUUUUUCUGGAGGCUGGAACGACUCGGCUGCUUCUCUCCUCUCCUGUUGCUCUGGUGUAAUAGAUACCGUAGGUGAGGCUGGAGAUGAGAAGGGAAAAGUGAAAGGGAAUGGGUAAUAAAAGGAGAAGGAAAAUAUAACAGAAGAAGAGAGGAAAAGGAGGGGUUGAAGUGUGAGAGGCAAAGCUCGACACUCGUGUUUGAAUAAAAAUGAGGCUGGGUGUGGAGAGAUUACUCUUUCUUUUUGUGUCUGCCUCUCUCUCUCUCUCUCUCUCUCCCUGCUCUACCCGGCUGUCCUCAUUCUGCUAAUGCCCUCAAACUCUCUGUACAACUCACUCUGCUUCCAGUCUGCAUCUCUACUGACUAACAGUUCACUUGUAUUUUUAGAUGCACUUUUCUCACAAACAUGUUAACUUGCAUCUUUUGAUGAUGUACUGGAAAGUAUCACUUUUACACCUAAAAAAAAAAUAAAAAAAAAAAAACAUUCCUGCAAUGUGUUG
Molecule: messenger RNA, 8456 nt
Organism: Cottoperca gobio
Lineage: Eukaryota; Metazoa; Chordata; Actinopteri; Perciformes; Bovichtidae
Product: ephrin type-B receptor 1-like
Exons: 20
Coding region: 120-3191 (1023 amino acids)
Biological process (GO): axon guidance; ephrin receptor signaling pathway; protein phosphorylation
Cellular component (GO): plasma membrane; dendrite
Molecular function (GO): ATP binding; transmembrane-ephrin receptor activity; protein binding
Source: RefSeq, a predicted model, not a curated record